AUGGCUCAUGGCCCUUCCAGCUUUAAUGUUCAGUGCUGCUACUAUUCAGCACCUGGGGAAAUACAGCUGACUGUGUACAGUGCCGCCCACAAGCACACAAGGGAAGAUAAGGCUGAUAAGCAUAUGAUUAACCUCCUGAGAGCUCUUUCUCUUCGGAGGCCCACGCAACGCGGAGGACAGGGGCGUUCUGAGAGCGCAACCAGCGCCCCCACGAGCCUUCUCAACAAGCCCAAGAGCGAGAAGACCGCGGAGGAGCCGCAGAAGCGGGGGGAGGAAGAGUUGAACACGGGCCCACUCUCCGUGCUCACGCAGUCCGUCAAGAACAACACCCAGGUGCUCAUCAACUGUGGCAACAACAAGAAGCUCCUGGGCCGGGUGAAGGCUUUUGACGGGCACUGCAACAUGGUGCUGGAGAAUGUGGAGGCGAUGGGGACCGAGGUCCCCAAGAGUGGCCAGGGCCAGAAGAAGUCCAAGCCAGUCCACAAGGACCGCUACAUCUCCGCGAUGUUCCCGCGCGGGCAUUCGGUCAUUGUGGCCCUGCGGCACCCACUCAUCGCUGGCAAGUAGGGGCUUGCUCCCUGCUUGGCGCCAGGCCUCUCGGGC
Molecule: messenger RNA, 603 nt
Organism: Myotis brandtii (Brandt's bat)
Lineage: Eukaryota; Metazoa; Chordata; Mammalia; Chiroptera; Vespertilionidae
Product: small nuclear ribonucleoprotein Sm D2
Exons: 2
Coding region: 1-567 (188 amino acids)
Biological process (GO): spliceosomal snRNP assembly; RNA splicing
Cellular component (GO): precatalytic spliceosome; U4/U6 x U5 tri-snRNP complex; U1 snRNP
Source: RefSeq, a predicted model, not a curated record